Messenger RNA from Rotaria sordida, 534 nucleotides. NCBI's taxonomy places the organism in Eukaryota, Metazoa, Rotifera, Eurotatoria, Philodinida, Philodinidae. The record is from the annotation of a GenBank genome assembly.
AUGAGUGAAUCAAUGAAACUUCGACAUCUUCUUAAAAAGGCCAAACCUACGCUUCAGUACGAAAUCAGAAAGAAAAAACCAACAAGUACUAAGCAAUUUCUUGAAUAUGCUAAGGAAUCAGAGGAGCUUCUUCAACUAUCUAAUAUUGAUAUUGAUGUUGAUACAUAUGAUCGUAAUAAGUUUAAUUCACCUAGCCAAACACCAUCGACUGUAACAUUAACACCAUCAAAUACAUCAAAUCCACAUAUUGAUACUACUCUUCCUAUCUAUGAUAGAAAAAUAAAUUAUAAUAGUCACUAUAAUAGUCAUAAAUUUAACCUCAAUCGAAAUAAUGAUUAUAAUUUCCAUCCUUCUCAACCAUUUAAUUCAUCUCGAUCGUUUAAUUCAUUCAGCUCGUCUUUUCGACGAAAUAAUUCAUCAUAUCCAUCUGAUCGACCAACAAAAUCUAAUCAACAAUCUCAUUCAAACAUUCAACGUACAAAUUAUAAUUUUCGUCCGGUUCCAUCAAAUAAUCAAACCAAAUCAUCAUAUUAA